This is a messenger RNA of Malaclemys terrapin pileata, 1468 nucleotides long. Its product is annotated as protein mono-ADP-ribosyltransferase TIPARP-like. Bases 1 to 1461 code for a protein of 486 amino acids. The transcript is spliced from 6 exons. NCBI's taxonomy places the organism in Eukaryota, Metazoa, Chordata, Testudines, Emydidae. The record is from RefSeq and is a predicted model, not a curated record. Gene Ontology annotation, molecular function: metal ion binding; NAD+ poly-ADP-ribosyltransferase activity.
AUGGGAGAGAGCCCUGUGACUCAGCCAAAAGCAAAAACAAAAGGCCUGAUCAAGAUGGCAGAGAAGCCCAAGCGCCCACAUCUGGGAUUGGCCCAGUACCCCCUGUUGCUCACGCUGGAGCCUGAGGGGCGUGGCCUGGGUGGACAGGUCCUGGAGUUGGCUGGCCCAGAGGAGGUCCACGUCCACCAGAAAGACGGCAUCCUGAUCUGCGACAACUUCCUGCUGGGGCAGUGUCUGGAGGGGGAGCGUUGCCUGCGCCACCACACCCCCAACCCCUUCCACUGGCAGAUGCGGCGCACGGCAGACGGGGUGUGGCUGAGUAUUGGCACAUUGGCCCAACAGCACCUGGAGAACCUCUACUGCAGCACCAGCCGUGACAACGUGCAGCUCAUGGACAAGGCCGGCUCAUCCUGGACCCUCAACCUGAACUCCAUGGACCUGAAGCCCAGCCAGCUCUAUGACCGUGUCCGGCGCCUCUCCAACAGCAGUGACCCCAGCCGCAACCCCUACUUCCCCAUGGAGUGGCAGGUGUACUGGGAGGAGUGCGGCGAGUGGCUCGUGUACGAGGAGCCGGUGCGGUGGGAGCUGCUGGCGGCCUUCGAGAAGGGCAUGUGGAACCACGCCUUCAAGCUGCGUGGCCAACUGUACAACGUGGACCUGAAGAAACUGACCCAGCGCAAUGUGCGUACGGGCUUCACCCGGCGCAUCCUGCACCGCCCAAUCUUCCGCCCGCCGUGGCGCCUGGCGCCCCACCUGCGGACAGGACCGGGCACCACCCUCUCUUCCCCCGGCACCGUCCCUGGAGAGGACCCCCAGGACACCUACUGGGGCCCGUACCCUGCGUCCUGGGUCCCCAAGGCCUCAGUGGGCACCAUGUUCACGCUGGCAGAAGUGGCACCAGCAGAGAGGGCCUAUGAGACUACAUGCACGCUGUUCCACAAAACCCUGGCAGAGGACAAGGCAUUGGUGCUGGCCAUCUACCGGGUCCGGAAUGACUACCUGUGGCAGAAAUACUGUGGGCAGAAGACGUUCAUGGCCCAAAGCCGUCCCCAUGUGGCGCGGUGCUGCCUGGAGAGACACCUCUUCCACGGCACCAGGGCCAGCAAAGUGCAGCCCAUCUGCGAGAUGAACUUUGAUCCCCGGGUGUCAGGGGAGAACGGCGAGGCUUACGGGCAGGGCAGCUACUUCGCCACUGACGCCUCCUACUCCCACACUUACGCCAAGGUGGACGAGGCUAGCCUGUGCCACAUGUUCCUGGUCAAGGUGCUUGUGGGGAGCUCGGUGCGGGGCAAUCCCAUGUUCCGGCGCCCCCCCCCGGCACACGACGGCCGCCUCUACGACUCCUGCACGGACCGUGCUAAGAAGCCGCAGAUCUUCGUCAUCUUUGACAGCUGCCAGUGCUACCCCUACUUCCUGAUCCGCUACAAGCUGCUCUCUGAGCCCGUGGCCGUGGACUCGUGAUGGGGGA